This is a messenger RNA of Synchiropus splendidus (mandarinfish), 1844 nucleotides long. RefSeq names its product centrosomal protein 70 (gene cep70). Gene Ontology annotation, cellular component: centrosome. Gene Ontology annotation, molecular function: gamma-tubulin binding. Bases 152 to 1765 code for a protein of 537 amino acids. The record is from RefSeq and is a predicted model, not a curated record. Lineage: Eukaryota; Metazoa; Chordata; Actinopteri; Syngnathiformes; Callionymidae. Gene Ontology annotation, biological process: cilium assembly; regulation of microtubule cytoskeleton organization. The transcript has 15 exons.
UGGCCAAAAACUGUCUCCACGGUCAAGUAAGAAUAACGAGCCAAAUUCAUUUUCAUGUCUACAUCGAUCCGUUUUUUUAUGUCGAAUUUGAAAAGUUCACUGGGUAGGCUCACCCUACAAUCGCCCCGUUUCUGACACACCUGCUGCAGCGAUGGACCAGCUGGAGCAGCGACAGUGGGAGGAUUUGAAUAAAGUCUUGCAGCAUCAUGGAUUCAAGCCGUUGAGUUUUGCCGAUCCUGUUGAGAAUAAGAAAAUGUCAGAUUUGGUUCUGCUGGACAAGAAAUCGGCUGGUGAGAUCCGAACCACGCUGAGGAUGAUGCUCUCGGACUCAGAGAGAAGACAGGCUCUCAUCCAGGAGCUCAUUAAAAACAACAACCAAUUUAAGGAGGAUAUCCAGGAGCAUGUGAAGCGUGAGGCAAAAUUACUUAAGAGGACCACUGAGCUGGAAGGGCUGCUAGAUGGAAUGAAGAUUCGAGUCCAAGACCUGGAGGAGCGUUUCCUCGGCAAGGCCAUGAAGCAGAGAAGCCAGACGCAGCAGCUGCUGGAGGAGAAGUUGGAUGAGCAGAAGCGUUGUCAGGCCUUGGAGCUUAAACUGUCUGAGCAGAAGAAGGAAGUGAAUGAGCUGCAGAGGAAGCUUCAUUUCACAGUGAAGGAAGAAGAGCUGCGACUGAGUCGCCAGCGUCAGGUCUUCAAGCAUAUCUGCACGAACGUCAUCCAGCAGGACACGACUGAGAGCCAGCAGUUGGUGGAUGUGAUCGAUUUCUAUGAGUCCAAACUGGCCCAGCUACAGGGAAGCGGCUGCCCACCCCAAGGACGUGCAGGCAUGGGGAAUCAGAGCAGCAGUAAGCCAUCCAGCAGCAUCACACCAGCUUUCAAAAGCGUUCUGAAGGCUUAUCGGCAGCAGCAGAAAGACACCAAAAAACAAUUGGAGGAGCUCAAGAAUGAGUUGAGAACAAGAUUGGAAAACAAGGACCGAACAACCGGCAGAACAGUGGCGAGCACAGGACCCGGGGAAGCGGCGACUUGUGCUGACUACCUUCAGCUUUUACGUGAGUUCAGCGCUAUUUUGAACGACUCCGACGCUCCACUGCAACUGAGCCGACAGAAGCCGCCUUCCUCUGACUCGUCACAGCUCGUGGAGUUCCAGGCCCUGCUGCCAAAACUGGAGCUGUGGGCGCAGCAGGUUCACCUUCUUGCGGAUCUGCAACACAACUUGCUGAAGCUGAGCGCACGGCUGGCUCCGUGGCAGGCCACUGACGGGAAUCCAGCAGCGGCAGUGAAGGUGGAGGACAUGGUGCAGCUGGUGGACAACAUGCUGGAGCACACGCCGCAGGCCGACGAGAAGGAGCUGGUCUGCCCGACCCGACACACCCUGCUGUCCAUGGUGUCUCACUUUCAAAAGCUGUUUGACGUGGCCUCCAUCAGUGGCGUGUUCCCACGUAUGAACGAGGUCUACAUGAGGCUGGGAGAGGUGACCAACGCAAUGAGGAACCUCAGAGAUGUGCUCCAGCUCGAGAGCAGUGCCGCUCCUGCUGAGGUGGUCAAUGCCGUGGCCCGGCUGGUCACCUUCACAGAGGACACCAGCGGACUCCAGGAUGUUCUUGGUGAUGCUGACCUUGACAGUGUCAUCCAAAAGGUCAAGCAACAUGAAGAAUUCUUUCCUGCAUUUCAUUCUCUUGUCCUGGACAUUUUCCACAUUCUUGGGGUCAGUCGACUGGGUGAAGUCGUUCCUGCUGUCCAGUCAUUAAAACAGAGAGCAACGUAGCCGUGCGUUUGUGUCAAUAGAAUUAUGUUUCAUAUGAAUGUAUGGAGCUUAUUUAUAAAAUUGAAAGAAUAAAACCACC